Molecule: messenger RNA, 3655 nt
Organism: Corythoichthys intestinalis (scribbled pipefish)
Lineage: Eukaryota; Metazoa; Chordata; Actinopteri; Syngnathiformes; Syngnathidae
Product: echinoderm microtubule-associated protein-like 2
Exons: 22
Coding region: 400-2880 (826 amino acids)
Biological process (GO): microtubule cytoskeleton organization
Cellular component (GO): mitotic spindle
Molecular function (GO): microtubule binding
Source: RefSeq, a predicted model, not a curated record
GCCAUGGAAACAGCGCGGCCGUCCUGCAUGAGGCAGAUGGACGCGACUGGAACUUAUCAAGCAAAAGAGGAGUCACACCGGAAACGUUGCACGAUUUCAACAUAAAGAGGACUCAUCGAUUAUUGGAUAUUUGUGCAGGGCAUAAAUGUAUAAUUACAUGCCUGCUUUUAGUUUAAAAUUUUUAAUUCAUACUCAUUUUACCGAAUAGUGGUUUAUAUGAACUUUUAAUGCCCGAGUCUAUUAUAGUCCUUGCUCUUACACUGAAAGUUUUUUAGCAGAAAUGCAAAAAAGUAAAGCCGCUUGACUUGGAAUCAGACUGAGAAGGCAGCGUGAGACGGCGGCCGCAGGUAAAGGUGAGAGAAGGAAGAAAAUAAGGAGUGGAAAAGGGGAAAAAAAGGAAUGAUGGACGGAAGGAGAGGACCGGACAAGAAGAUGUUUAUGUCUUCGUGUGGGAGCUUGUACGACAGCAACAACCUGCUAUUGCAAUACUGCAACAACGACGACACCAUGUCAGCGGGUAGCAACUUGGACAUGGAGGACCGCGUGUCUCACUUGGAGCAGAGGCUUCAGCUUCAGGAGGACGACAUCCAGCUUUUGAAGGCGGCGCUGGCCGACGCCCUGCGCCGCCUUGGCUGCUGCGAGGAGCAGAGUCUGGCCUCGCAGCAGCCUGGGUGCGGCAACUCCUCCGGGAGGAGGUCUCUGCCUGCCACGGCCCCACCCACCAAGGUGCGUCAGCUACUUCAAGCGCUCCCUUCCAAGCCGACGAGCAACGGAUACGUUCAACACAAACGCCUUCUCUCGUCACCGUCCUCGCCCAAGAAGGAUGUUCUGAACUCCAUCAAGAGGAAGAGCAUGUCAACAGAGCGCCUCACGUUGGUCAGGAGGGAAGCGGCGGCGGCUGAGAGUCGGAGUCGAACAACUUCGUCCAGCAGCUCGACAGGCGGGAAAAGCAAAUCCAAAGAAUGCACCUACAAUGCAGAGGACGGCUACGUGAGGAUGUUCCUGCGCGGCCGUCCAGUCACCAUGCAUGUACCCGAGCAGCAGAGGGACAGCUAUAGCCUGGACCACAAGGGGGCGCUACCCAACCGCAAACUCAAAUUGGAGUGGGUCUAUGGCUACCGCGGUCGCGACUGUCGCUCCAAUUUGUAUCUUUUGCCCACCGGGGAGAUUGUUUACUUCAACGCUUCCGUCGUGGUGUUGUACAACACCGACGAGCAGCAGCAGAGACACUACUUGGGACACAACGAUGAUGUCAAGUGCUUGAGUGUGCAUCCUGACAUGGUUACUAUAGCAACUGGACAAGUGGCAGGAAAUACUAAAGAUGGAAAGCUGCUUCCGCCUCACGUCCGCGUGUGGGACUCGGUGAGCCUGAACACGCUUCACGUACUCGGCCUGGGCGCGUUCGACCGAGCCGUCACCUGCGUGUCCUUUUCCAAAUCUAACGGCGGCAGUUUCCUGUGCGCCGUAGACGACGCCAACGACCACAUCUUGUCGGUGUGGAACUGGCAGAAGGAGAAGCGACUGGCUGAUGUCAAGUGUUCCAACGACUCCGUGUUGGGCGCCGUGUUUCACCCGAUGGACGCUGAGCUGAUCGUAACUUGUGGAAAGUCACAUCUUAACUUUUGGACUCUGGAAGGAAACACGCUGACAAAGAAACAAGGACUUUUUGAGAAACACGAGAAGCCAAAGUACGUGUUGUGUGUGGCUUUCGCCGAGAAUGGAGACGCUAUCACCGGAGACUCCAGUGGAAACAUUUACGUGUGGGCUAAAGGCGGCAAUCGCAUCAGCCAUGUCUGGGCGGGGGCUCACGAGGGCGGCAUCUUCUCCAUAUGCGUCUUGAAGGACGGGACCUUGGUGUCUGGGGGAGGGAAAGACCGCAAAGUGGCACUGUGGGACCGAGAAUACCGCAAGCAAGCGGACAUGGAGGUGGGUGAUGCUUUCGGUCCAGUGCGGGCUAUUGCGGAAGGCAAAGGGGGCCAACUCUUUAUCGGGACCACCAAAAACGCCAUCCUCAAAGCGGCUUUCCCUGAUACUCUGACACCCAUCAUACAGGGUCACACCGAUGAACUUUGGGGUCUGGCCGUGCAUUCGAGUCUGGAUCAGUUUGUCACCUGCUGUCAGGAUAAGCUAGUUCACCUGUGGGACACAAACUCCCACCAGCCUAUCUGGACCAAGACCAUUGAGGAUCCUGGAAGGUGUGCGGGAUUUCAUCCAAACGGAGAAGUUCUGGCCAUUGGCACUAUGACUGGAAGAUGGUUAGUGCUGGACACAGACACUCGUGACCUUGUGUCUAUGCACACAGACGGCAAUGAGAUCAUCUCCAAUGUGAAGUAUUCUCCAGAUGGCAACUUCCUGGCGGUGUCUUCACACGACAACUUUGUUUACAUCUACGCCGUAACGGAGAAUGGACGCAAGUACAGCCGCGUGGGAAAGUGUACCGGUCACUCCAGCUUUGUGACACAUGUGGACUGGUCCUCCGAUAGCGACUACCUAGUGACCAAUUCGGGAGACUACGAGAUCCUAUUCUGGGAGGCGCCCAGCGGCAAACAUGUGACCAACAUGGACACCGUGCGAAACCUCACCUGGGCCACGUCCACCUGCACGCUGAGCUUUACCACGUUUGGAAUUUGGCCGGACGGUGCCGACGGCACAGACAUCAACGGCGUAUGUCGGUCACACGACAACUCCCUGCUGGCGUCGGCUGACGACUUUGGCAAAGUGCACUUGCUUUCGUAUCCGUGCUCCCAGCCUCGGGCACCAGGCCACGAGUACGGCGGCCACAGCAGUCACGUGACCAACGUGGCUUUCCUGCAAGAUGACAGCCGUCUCAUCUCUACUGGAGGAAAAGACGCCAGCGUCCUUCAGUGGCUGCUUGUUUAGGUAACGCCUGCCAGGUGGCCUCCCGUCCACCGUGGGGCAACGCCUUUUUUUCUCCUUACGUGCCUGCACGUUAACUCACGCGUACGCUGGAUAAAACGAAUGUUUACUAUGUUGCAGUUUAUUGUGUUUAGUGUUUAAAAAGGCUACACGAUGGGAAAAUGUAACAAAAAAUGUUAGCAUUAGCACGCUAAAUGCGCCUGGAUGAAAUUAAGUUUAAAAAUCCAAACGUUUGGACUAUGGUACGUCUCUGCUGUGAGUGAGUGCUAGGUGGGAUGGACUCUUGUAAAACAUUUUUAAUGCUAAUGCUAACUGUAUUUAGCUAGCUGAAUGUCACAGAUGACACAUAAACACACUAAUGUGAAUGUAAACAACAAAAACACCGUCCCUUUAAGAGCAGCCCAGUUGCCUUGUCGCUAUGGAAAUGUUUCCUCUUACUACUCCUUUUUUCCACCAGGGAGCGCUACAGCGCAACUUGUCGCUAUGGAAAUGUUUCCUCUUACUACUCCUUUUUUCCACCAGGGAGCGCUACAGCGCAACAAGUGCAUGAAUGAUUGGCUUCUAAAGAGUUCAAUAGAUUAAAUUAAUAUAUAUAUAUAUGAAUUAUAUAUAAUCAUGUGUAAUGCGGUAUAUCCGAGUGGCUCUGCUAUUUUAAAAUAGAAGCAUAUAAUAUAUAGUUAAUAGAAAUUGUCUGAUGGUGGGCGUGUCAUGUGGUGAUUGACAAGCAGCUUAACUGUGUUUGUUGGCUUUUUGAUUUGUUAAUAAAGUUUUUAUCCAA